UUUGUCUUAAUUGGUUAGUUCCUCACUCUCUCUAGUCUCUCUCCUUUUCACACGCAAGAAAUGACUUUCUCUGUUUUUUCUACUCUGUUUCUUCUUGCCCUGUUUCACUUUACUCUCUCUUCAUUUCUCGACAAUGCCACCGUCUCUGCCGCCCAAUUCCACCGCCAACCCCACCGGCGCUAUGCUUCACAUAACUAUAAAGAUGCCCUCACCAAAUCUAUUCUUUACUUUGAAGGACAAAGGUCGGGAAAGCUUCCUCCUAAUCAGAGAGUCACUUGGAGGAAAGACUCUGGCCUCUCAGAUGGCUCAGCUAUGAAUGUUGAUUUAGUUGGAGGGUACUACGAUGCAGGGGAUAAUGUGAAGUUUGGCUUUCCAAUGGCUUUUACAACAACUAUGCUCUCAUGGAGUGUGAUUGAAUUUGGUGGGCUGAUGAAAAGUGAGCUGCUGAAUGCUAAGGAAGCCAUUAGGUGGGCUACUGAUUAUCUUCUCAAAGCCACCGUCCAUCCAGACACCAUUUAUGUUCAGGUAGGUGAUGCAAAUAAAGAUCAUGCUUGUUGGGAACGACCAGAAGAUAUGGACACACUACGAACAGUGGUGAAGAUUGACAAAUAUAACCCUGGAACAGAAGUAGCAGCUGAAACUGCAGCUGCACUUGCUGCUGCUUCUUUGGUCUUCAGAAGGACUGACAGGACUUAUUCUAAGCUUCUUGCCGCAAGGGCCAUUAGCGUUUUUGCAUUUGCUAAUAAGUACAGAGGUGUCUACAGUAGUACAUUGAGAAAAUGGGUUUGUCCCUUUUACUGUGAUUUUUCUGGAUACGAGGAUGAGCUAUUGUGGGGUGCUGCUUGGCUGCACAAGGCCACAAGAAACCCAAUGUACCUUCGCUACAUUCAAGUAAAUGGACAAACUUUAGGAGCAAAUGAAGGUGACAAUACAUUUGGGUGGGAUAACAAGCAUGUUGGCGCAAGAAUUCUUCUAUCCAAGGCAUUUCUUGUCCAGAAGGUUCAGUCCCUCCAAGAUUACAAAGGUCAUGCCGAUAAUUUUAUCUGUUCCCUCAUUCCUCAAUCCCAGUACACUCCAGGUGGCCUUUUGUUCAAGAUGGCUGAUACUAAUAUGCAGUAUGUUACUUCGACUUCUUUCCUGCUAGUAACUUAUGCCAAGUACUUAACCAAUGCGAAAAAGGUGGUCACUUGUGGGGGAUCCAUUGUCACACCUAAGAAGCUCCGAACCCUUGCUAAACAACAGGUGGACUAUCUUCUAGGUGACAAUCCAAUGAAGAUGUCGUAUAUGGUGGGUUAUGGUCCACGAUACCCACAAAGGAUACACCAUAGGGGAUCAUCUCUGCCCUCCAUUGCCUCACACCCAUUCAAGAUCCAGUGCACCGCGGGCUUUAGUGUGAUGAAGUCCCAGUCCCCUAAUCCUAACAUCUUGAUUGGUGCUGUCGUCGGUGGUCCAGAUAGAAGAGAUCGAUUCCUAGAUCAACGGUCAGACUACUUCCAGUCUGAACCAGCUACUUAUAUAAAUGCUCCCCUUGUUGGAUCACUGGCUUAUCUUGCUCACUCUUUUGGUCAACUUUAGUACCAUGAGCCAUCCUGCUAUUUACAAAAUGCGCAUUUCUUUAAACUGUUAUCUGCAUAAUUUAUCGUAGUAAUAGGACCAAGUGCAAAUUCAUCGGUCAUUGGGUGCUGGGGGACAAAAGAUGAACUAAAGAAAUGCUCGAGCCCAGAACCUGAAGGCGCAGUUGUCAAAGCAACACACACACACACACAUUGUCUUUCGAAACCUAUGUAUAUGGAGUAUAAUAGUUCUAUAUACAUAGACAGGCAUAGAUUACUAGCUGUUUAUUGUCAUAUUAUCCUUACCAACUUGUAUUAGUGUAUUCUAUCUUCUCAAUCAAUGUUUGAAUUAAAGGGAGCUUGUGGAAC
This is a messenger RNA of Daucus carota subsp. sativus, 1922 nucleotides long. Its product is annotated as endoglucanase 17. NCBI's taxonomy places the organism in Eukaryota, Viridiplantae, Streptophyta, Magnoliopsida, Apiales, Apiaceae. The coding region runs from base 61 to 1575 and encodes 504 amino acids. The transcript is spliced from 8 exons. Gene Ontology annotation, molecular function: hydrolase activity, hydrolyzing O-glycosyl compounds. The record is from RefSeq and is a predicted model, not a curated record. Gene Ontology annotation, biological process: carbohydrate metabolic process.